GCUACUCUGCCCUAAUGGACCCCAGAGCCGUACAGACACCUCUUCCUCCGGCGGCGGACGCCGGCGACGAGCCACGGGAUACGCGCGUCGUGAAGGAGAUCCUGCACUCGCUGGGGCUCAAGGAAGGGGAUUACGAGCCGGCAGUGGUGCAGCAGUUCCUGAUACUCGCCUACCGCUACGCCGGCGGCGUGCUCGUCGACGCGCUGGCCUACGCAGAUCACGCCGGAAGGGGCGCGUCGCUCGAUGCGGACGACGUCCGUUUGGCCAUUCUCUCCAACGCCACCUUCUUCCCCCAGCUGCCCAGUCGCGAGGUACGCUGAUCUGUUCCUUCCUCGCGAGGAUUUUCUCUGCUGUUUCUUGAUUGCAAUCACGUAAGCUCUCGACGGGGUUGUGGUUGGUUAGAUCCUGCGCAUGCAUUCUCCCUUCCCCGUUCAAGUUUUCUUGGACUUUUAUCGAUCAUCUGAGGCUUUAGCAUUGGAAAAAAUUCAGUGUUUUUGACUUCUGCAUCUUCUCAUGUAUAAAUAAUACGCAACAAACUUAAUUUGUAAGAGGAGAAACUGAAUAUGCAUACAAAAAGAGGGGAAAAGUAUCUAGCAGAUACUCAAUAUGCUUUGUACUCGUUUUGUUUAUUAUACUCAAAAUAUACGCCCCUGUGCUGCCUCUGAAAG
Lolium perenne is the source of this 668-nucleotide messenger RNA. Its product is annotated as transcription initiation factor TFIID subunit 9-like. Gene Ontology annotation, molecular function: protein heterodimerization activity; RNA polymerase II general transcription initiation factor activity; transcription coactivator activity. The record is from RefSeq and is a predicted model, not a curated record. Lineage: Eukaryota; Viridiplantae; Streptophyta; Magnoliopsida; Poales; Poaceae. Gene Ontology annotation, cellular component: transcription factor TFIID complex; SAGA complex. Gene Ontology annotation, biological process: DNA-templated transcription initiation; RNA polymerase II preinitiation complex assembly.